AAAAGCACAACACCAACACCAAAGGUUCCUCAGGAGCCGAUCUCUGAGGGAAACACCAGCCUCUAUAGGCCGUGCCUCUCAAUUUCACUCACAACGGACUGGUUAGAUUUAAAAACCAUCCAAACAGCCAUUUAUGAGAAGCGCUACAGUGGCGCUAUUGCGUGGCUCUGACGUUCCCUCGGUUAAUAAACAGGUUUAAACUUGAGACAGGGCCGGGCUGAGCUGCUGGUUAAUGACGGGUUAACGAAGAGCAUUGCCCGACACCCUCAUGGCCGCCGCCCGCACCCAACAUGGCCGCCGGCGCUUCAGGGCCCGCCCCGCGCGCAUGCGCCGUGCGAUGCAGCGCGCGCUGAGGGCGCUGCUCCGGCAGCCGCCGCAAUGGCGGCCCCGCCGCCCCCCGCCCGGCCUGAGGGGCCCGGCCCGCACCGCGCCGGGACCUCUCUGCGGUCCUGCCCGCCCGCUCUGCACCGUCCAGCGACAGCUCUGUGGCCCGGCACGCCCGCUCUGCACCGCCCCGGGUUCACCGGAGGCCACGCAUUAUCGUCUAGUGUACACCUGCAAGGUGUGCCAGACACGCUCAUCCAAAUCCAUCUCUAAGGCCGCCUACCACCGAGGGGUGGUGAUCGUGACAUGUCCCGGCUGCGGGAACCACCACGUUAUCGCCGAUAACCUGGGCUGGUUCUCCGACCUGGAGGGAAAGAGGAAUAUCGAGGAGAUCCUGGCAGCCAAAGGGGAGAAGGUGAGACGUGUGGCUGGUGAGGAAGCCCUGGAACUGCUGCUGGAAAGCUCAGCAGAGCCUGGGCCCCAAGGUCAGCUGGCAGAGGGGGACAGCAGGGAAGCCACCCCAGAUCCUGGCAGCAAGGGACACACCUGACACGAGGGAUUGUGGCCUGUGGGACAGACCUGCCACGUGGGAUUUGGGUCAUUCUGCUUGUGGCAAGAGACUCUUCAACUUCAUUCCCUGACUUCAACUGUGUGAUUUCAAAAUAAACUCGAGUGUUGGGUUUUU
Messenger RNA from Cinclus cinclus, 1009 nucleotides. RefSeq names its product DNL-type zinc finger (gene DNLZ). The record is from RefSeq and is a predicted model, not a curated record. NCBI's taxonomy places the organism in Eukaryota, Metazoa, Chordata, Aves, Passeriformes, Cinclidae. Gene Ontology annotation, biological process: protein import into mitochondrial matrix; protein stabilization; protein folding. The transcript is spliced from 3 exons. Gene Ontology annotation, cellular component: mitochondrion. Gene Ontology annotation, molecular function: zinc ion binding; protein-folding chaperone binding. The coding region runs from base 269 to 874 and encodes 201 amino acids.